Molecule: messenger RNA, 342 nt
Organism: Didymodactylos carnosus
Lineage: Eukaryota; Metazoa; Rotifera; Eurotatoria; Philodinida; Philodinidae
Source: the annotation of a GenBank genome assembly
AUGCCAACAAUCGUUAUUUGGGCUCAAAUCGUAGAUCGUGAAGCUAAGAAGGUUAAACUCGACGACUGUGCAGACAUUGCUGAUUUGAAAGAAGAACUUCUUGGAAAAGAAGCGAGAAAAUAUCAAGUAUAUCAUAAUGGUCAACAACUGAAAUCUUCAACCAUUGUUCCAUCCGACACCAUAUGUGAGAAUCCUGUGCUUUUGAAAACAUCUCAAGAUAAUUCAUCUGCGGACGUAUCUACUGAAAAUGUUGCACCAACGGUUAAUGAUAAUGUUUCGAAUGUGCAAAGUAUACGUACCAAGUAUGUAGCUGUUGAACAGAUUUCACACGAUGAAAGUAGA